AUGCUAAUACAAAAAUAUGACGAAAAACCAAAAUUUGAUAUAGGUAUUUCCCCUCUCUAUUUAAUUUCUUAUCCCAUAUACAAUAUUCAAUGUAGAAGUAUAUUAUACAAAUAUUUGAACGUUAGCAAUGAUCACAUUAAGUACAACCAGCCAAUUUAUGUUAGCAAUUUGAAUAUAAAAACAUAUAUUAUUUAUAUUAUCAAUAGUUUACAACAGAUUUAUAACAAUGAAGGGGUAACGGGAUUAUACAGUGGGUUGGUCCCCAUGCUGGCUCAUCUAGUAUCAAAGAAAUCAAUAUACUAUUUUUUCGAGAACAUUCAUUUUUACAUACUUCAAAAACUUAGAAGGGGGAAAAAAAAAGAUACUAUUGAUAAAAAAAAUACAGCAGUUCGUGAAAGUAGAUUUCUUAGCGAAAAAGAAAAUUCAAAUAAUUUCAUUGGCGACAAUAUGAACUUUAAUAUUGUUAAGCAUAUGAUUUUUGUAAAGGAUGAAAAUGAUUUUGUAAAAAAAAAAAAAAAAAAAGACAAUUUCCAUUUAUCAUUUUAUCAUACUUUUUAUGAAUAUCUUAGCUGUGUAUUAUCAUAUCCGCUACUAAACAUUUCAACAAAAUUAAUUAUUUUUGAAGAUCAUACGAAAUCCUUAUUACAAAACCUAAAAGAUAUAAUUCAUUUUACAUAUGUUUAUGAUGGAAUGCAUGGAUUUUUUCGAGGGAUAAAUAAUUAUUUAAUAAUACAAUCGGUUGAUAAGUUUCUGAAUUGCUUUUUAUAUAAAAAAUUUUCAAAUAAUUGUUCAUACGACAAAGUUCUUACAAUUAAAGUAGUUUUAUCAACAUGCUUAAAUACAAUAAUGGCACCUUAUAUUCACUAUUCGAUAUUGGACAGGUCUCAGUCAUCUAUACCGACCCUUUGUAGGACUAUAACAUUUAACGAGUUUUUUAGUAAUUUUCACUGGAAGAGUCAUCUAUCCAAUGUUUCUGUUGGACUAGCAGUAGCCGGAAUUCAACUAAUAAUUAUUGCUUUAAUGCCAAAAGACGCCUCAAAAAAUGACGAACUAGUUGAUCAGGAACCAGACGAAUAUGUUUGA
Messenger RNA from Plasmodium vinckei vinckei, 1083 nucleotides. RefSeq names its product conserved Plasmodium protein, unknown function. The transcript has 11 exons. The record is from RefSeq and is a predicted model, not a curated record. Gene Ontology annotation, biological process: NAD transmembrane transport. NCBI's taxonomy places the organism in Eukaryota, Apicomplexa, Aconoidasida, Haemosporida, Plasmodiidae. Gene Ontology annotation, molecular function: NAD transmembrane transporter activity. The coding region runs from base 1 to 1083 and encodes 360 amino acids.